AUGAGCUCUGAACCAUUACUAAGCAAUGGAGACAACCAUUAUGGAGGCACUUUGACAACGAUAAGUUCGACUGGAUAUCGAGCAAUGUCAGAAGAGGAAACUGAUUUAAUCAUUGAAGAAACUGGUAUUAAUGUUUUAGACAGUCUGUUGGAACCUCAGGAAGGUGAAUCAGAUGAGGUAAGAUGGUUGAGAGAGGUGAGGCUGAAACACAUUGAUUUAUCAUGGUAUCAGAAACCAAGUAUACUUCUUAUAUGUGCAAUGCUAUCCUUAAUUUGUAUAUCUGAUAUGAUGAUUAGAACGCCAAUGAUUUCACUUACCAUUUCUAAAGUGUGUGAAGGGAUUAAUUAUGGAGACGAAGAUAUUUCAAGAGAAGCAAAGAUAGCCAACUGUGAUAAACAAGAAGUUCAAAGAAUUACAUCAGAGAUCACUUCACUGACAAUCAUAAUAUCUGGUAUACUUAAUACUUUACUUUCAGGCAAAUGGGGAGCUCUCUCUGAUAGAAUUGGAAGAGUGCGAGUAUUUGCAUUUGUGGGUAUUAUUAAGCUAAUCGGUACUAUCAUUCAGAUAUACACUGUAUUACCAUCAACUCCAUAUAGCAAAACUUUGUUAAUUGCUCCAGAGGUGGUACAAUCGUUAGGUGGUGGUAUUUUUGCAAUUGUGUCCAAUAGCAACAGUUAUAUCACUGAUGUCGCAGAACCAGAGUACAGAACGAUGUCUAUUAGUUUGAUGAUGAGUACUUUGUAUGGAUCAAUGGGAUUGGGCCCAAUUUUAAGUUCGAUAAUUGUGAAAUUCAGCGGAGGAAAUUAUUAUUUACCUGUUUACAUGUCACUCUGCCUUUUGGUUUUGUUCAUUGUUCUAUCAUGCACAGUGAUGGCUGAACCAAGGCAUUCUGAAGCUAUGGAAAAGGCUAAAGUUGCAUAUGAAGAGAAAAACAAGAAAAUAGAAGAAAAGCUUGAUAGUAUCAUUGGCGAGACCAAGGGAUUAGCCAAACGUAUAAUGAAAUAUGUUCUACUAACAUCGUUCUACAUCGUUGAUAUAUUCACACCCUUAAAAUCUCUUUGGAUCAAACCAAGGGAGCAUGAUAACUCUUUAAAGCCUAGAUAUACAGUUAUUCUAUUAAUUGCAAUAGACAUCCUGUUUGUAUGUUCUACAGUGGCAAUCAUGCCAUCAGUAGUUUUAUAUGCGACUUUUAAAUUUGAGUGGACAGCUGUUGAACUAGGUUACUUUAUUUCAAUAUCUGGUAUAGGAAGAGCAAUUAUAUUAUUAGCACUAGCACCAUUGGCUAUCCACCUACUGAAAAAAAGAUACAAGACCUCUACCAGUUCGAUAGAUCAAAUCGAUAUAAUCAACAUAAGGACAUCGCUGAUUACAGUCACUCUGAGCAUAUUUUUUUUACUAUGGUUAAAAGAUUACUACAUAUCGAUGGUACUUUUUGCCAUAUGUCAAGCAUUGAGUGCUGUCAGCUCGCCUACCCUAGUUGGUACCAUCAUAAAGUAUUGUCCUAAAGCAAACGUCGGAGAAUGUUUUGGAGGCAUGGCAUUAAUUAGUUCAUUCAUUAUGCUAUCUGUGUCACCAUUACUACUACAAAUAUAUGGCUAUACAGUGUCUACCAAACCAGAACUUUUCAUGUACAUACCAUUGAUGUGUGGUUGCCUAUCAGUUAUACUGACAUUUGCAUUAACCCCCACAGAGGAUAUCCAAGAUUAA
Molecule: messenger RNA, 1707 nt
Organism: Vanderwaltozyma polyspora DSM 70294
Lineage: Eukaryota; Fungi; Ascomycota; Saccharomycetes; Saccharomycetales; Saccharomycetaceae
Exons: 1
Coding region: 1-1707 (568 amino acids)
Biological process (GO): transmembrane transport
Cellular component (GO): membrane
Molecular function (GO): transmembrane transporter activity
Source: RefSeq, a predicted model, not a curated record